This is a messenger RNA of Amborella trichopoda, 2001 nucleotides long. Its product is annotated as pyruvate kinase 1, cytosolic. Gene Ontology annotation, molecular function: magnesium ion binding; potassium ion binding; pyruvate kinase activity. Gene Ontology annotation, biological process: glycolytic process. NCBI's taxonomy places the organism in Eukaryota, Viridiplantae, Streptophyta, Magnoliopsida, Amborellales, Amborellaceae. The record is from RefSeq and is a predicted model, not a curated record.
CCGCUCACCGGUCCGUAUAAAUACUUCCGCCAUUUUCUCCAUUCUAGAGAGAGAAACUGAGAUUCUAGAGAGAGGAAGCAAGGGUUCUAGAGAGAGAAACAGGAGGAAUGCAACGGCAGCCAUAACUUUAACAUAGAAAGAGAGGACGUUCCACGGCAUCUUUCUAAAAGAGGGUUGGACCUCUGGAAGGGAGAAACAUUUGUAGGCAGAUAUUGUAGAGAGAGAAAGGACUGCAAUAGAUUUGAGAGAGAGAGAGAGGAUGCAGGGAGGGCAUCUGCUUUUGGAGGAGCCUAUGAGGCUAAGCUCUGUUCUAACUGCUUCUAAACCUAACUUCUUGUCAUCAUUAACCAAAAUUGUUGGGACACUUGGACCACAGUCACGUUCUGUUGACGUGAUUGAAACAUGCCUUAAGGCUGGAAUGUCAGUUGCCCGUUUUGAUUUUUCCUGGCUAGAUGCUGAAUACCAUCAGGAAACUCUUAACAAUCUGAAGACAGCAGUGAAGCGCGUAAAAAAGCUAUGUGCUGUUAUGCUGGACACUGUAGGUCCUGAGCUAAAAGUAUGCAAUAAGAGUGGAAAUCCAAUUGCCCUAAAAGAGGAUGACUAUGUCACUCUUACCCCAGACCUUUCUAUAGAACCCUCAACUGAUGUAUUACCUGUUAAUUAUUCUGACCUUGCAGAGACAGUGAAAAAAGGUGACACUAUAUUUAUUGGCCAAUAUCUCUUUACAGGAAGUGAGACAACCUCAGUUUGGCUCGAGGUGGUUGAUACAAAUGGGCAAGAUGUCAAUUGCCUCAUUAAGAACAGUGCUACCCUUGCUGGCUUUAUUUUUACGAUGCAUGUCUCCCAAGUCCACAUUAAUCUGCCAACUCUGACUGACUAUGAUAAGCAGGUUAUCUCAACUUGGGGAGCAUAUAACAAUGUUGAUUUUGUUUCCCUUUCAUAUACUCGCCAUGCAGAGGAUGUGAGAGAGCUUAGAGCUUUUCUUGCUAAUCAUAGCCUUCAACAAACCCAGAUUUUUGCUAAAGUUGAGAAUGUAGAGGGAUUGAGGCAUUUUGAUGAGAUCCUCAAUGAAGCAGAUGGUAUUAUCAUUUCACGUGGGAAUCUGGGGAUUGACCUUCCCCCUGAAAAGGUGUUCUUGUUCCAGAAAUCUGCUGUUUAUAAGUGCAACAUGGCUGGGAAGCUGGCAAUUGUUACAAGAGUGGUGGAUAGUAUGACGGAUAAUCUACGCCCAACACGUGCUGAAGCCACAGAUGUGGCAAAUGCUGUUCUUGAUGGAACGGAUGGCAUUUUACUGGGUGCCGAGACUCUUCGGGGACUCUAUCCUGUCGAGACAAUCAAAACAGUUGGCAGAAUAUGUGCAGAAGCUGAGAUUGUUUACAACCAAGCUCUUAUUUUUAAAAGAACAUCCAAGUUUGUUGGAGAGCCAAUGAGUCAUGCGGAAUCAGUUGCUUCAUCGGCGGUACAAACUGCAAUAAAAGUAAAGGCGGCUGUUAUUGUUGUGUUCACAUCAUCAGGGAGAGCUGCCAGGCUGAUUGCAAAAUAUAGGCCUACAAUGCCUGUCUUAGCCAUCAUUAUUCCACGGCUUUCGACAAAUUCUUUGAAGUGGAGCUUCUCUGGAACAUCCCAAGCGAAACAAUGUCUUGCGCUGAGGGGAGUAUAUCCUAUCCUUGGAAAUCCUAGUACUGUGGCUGGUCCUGCUGGUUCUAGUGAUGACUCAGGGCUCGCGAUUGCAAUGCAGCAUGGCAAGGCAAUAGGCAUGGUCAAGCCCCACGAUCGUGUGGUCAUCUUUCAGAAAGUAGGUGAUUCAUCGGUUGCGAAGAUAAUCGAGCUCCAUGACUAGUAUGCUGUGAUUAUUUUUUUUUUAUUUGAAACACAGUUCACAUUUACAUUGUUAUUCUAAUUUUUUGCCAUAUUGGGCAAAAUUGUGGUUUGGCUGUAAUUUUCUAAUUUUCACAUCUUUUGUUAUUUUAAGAUGAAACCAAGUAUUUUUCUGUGCACCAA